AUGCCCUGUGUGUCUGAUGGGGCUCUGGCGGGUGGCACCUCCGCCUGUGGCCUGCGGCCGGCCGCCCAGCCAGCACCCACAGGGCUGCCUGAGACAAUCGGCUUCGUUAGUUUGGGGGAUGGCAAGGGGGCAAGGGUGGAGGAGGGACAGGCUGUCCGUUGGUCAGGAGAUCAAAUGUUCUCAGAGAGAGCUAGCCAGGAGUGGGACACAGGCCCCAUCUCCCAGGGAAACAGCCUCAGGCACUCGGGCCUCAGCCAGCCUCAGCCAGGGAGCAGCGGGCAAGGGGCUAAGGGGAGGGGGGCCCAGUGCCAACUGUUUAAAAGUGCCCCUGUGGCAGUGGCAGUGGCAGUGAGGGGUGCCAGAGGCCCAGUUAAGUUAGUUGAGAAACCGUCCCCGAAACGGGCUGGCCCACGUCUCCAGGCCACAAGGAGCCACACUUGGACCAGACCCCAGGAGAGGCAAGGGCACUGGCUGGUGGGGGGCCACCCCUGCAACCCUGACGCUGAAGGAGCAAACACCCCAGACAGGGGCCUCCUGAAGACCCGAGGAGGGCAGGCGGCAGGGCCCCUGGACACAGACCUCCUCCCGAGAGCUUCCAGACAGAAGACAGAGGUUCCCCCUCAGGCCAAGCGACAUUUCCUGAAGACAGUGGGGAACAGGGAGGAAAAACCAGCCCAUCAUCCGGGAGCAGCACCCCUGGCUGUGGACAGGCAGCACCAGGGGACACGGGUUCGAGCCCUGGUCCGGGAAGAUCCCACGUGCCGCGGAGCAACUAAGGCUGUGCGUCACAACUACUGAGCCUGCGCUCUAGAGCCCGUGAGCCACAACUACUGAGCCCGCGUGCCACAGCUACGGAAGCCUGUGCGCCUAGAGCCUGUGCUCCGCAACAAGAGAAGCCACCGCAAUGAGAGGCCCGCGCACUGCAACGAAGAGUAGCCCCCGCUCGCCGCAACUAGAGAAAGCCCGCACACAGCAGUGAAGACCCAACUGCAGCCAAAAAUAAAUAAAAAUAAAAUAAAUAAACUUAUUAAAAAAAACAGGAAACAAAGUUAGUGCUCAGGCCAUGUACUCCACAAAACCGCCCGCCCUCUGUGCUGCGUUCGGAAGCCAAAGGUGGUCAGGUGAAAGAGCUUUGGAAACAGUCCGGCACCAAGGAAUGCAGGGGGCUGGCCUUAUCAGCUUGCUUCACAGCAGCAAAUGAUCACUUUUUCGGGACGACCCUCCCUGGCUUCUUACUGAAAUCUCCAUGUUGGCCAGGGCGAGCGUUUCCUCUCCAAGAGCUAGUGGGAGCCGUCUGAGAGUGGAGUAGACAGGCUGUGGGCUGUUCAGGACCCCCAAGCUGGAUCCUGAUGUUGGAAUCACUCCCCAGCCAAACGCAGUUUGGAAAGAGUUCCUCCAUGAGAAUUCCAUAUUAGAUGGAGGCAGUUCUUUGGGUGGGAAUACCUGAGGAAGGGGCUGUCCCACUCAGCAGGCCAUCAGGCCUGACUUGCCCCAAGUGGCAGACCAGAGGAAAACACUCUGCAGAUCGGGGCCUGCUUUCAGACUUCUGCCAGAGGCAUAUGAGACUAUUAUUCGAAGGAGGUGUGUGUGUUUUCCUGCUCUCUCCCACCCCCGAGAAAAGGCUGCUGGUUCCCCUUCACCCUUCAGACAUCCCUGAAAGUAUAUGUCAUCCGGCACCAAGGCCACCACAGUGGGCAUCAGCAAUGCAGGAGGGUCCUCUGGGGGUGCCCUGAGAUCUUGGUGGGGCAGAAGAAAUAGAGGCGAGGCUCAGCCUGCUCACUCAGAGGUUCCCACCCAAGCCAGGUCUUGAGAGGAAAAUGAAUUAUCUACAUGGUCAUUCAAUCAUCCACUAAGUGGCAUUCCCUGGGACCCAUCAUCAUGUACAAAGGCCUCCACAAGGCUCAGGGAUCCUCACCAUUAACAAAUGUGGGUGCUGUCCUCAGGGAACUGGAGAUCUAACCCAGUCAGACCCAGAUGCAAAGAGCUCUGACGCUGGAGAGAAUGAGGUUGAAGAAUACGAUUCAGCCACUCAGACAACGCACAUUAGGCAUCUACCAUCACAAGUAUGGUAAAGGAUUAGAAAGAGAAAGAGGGCAGAAAGAGGGCAGAGGAUGUGUGAGGACGUGGACCAGGGUGUCCUGAUGUCUGAGAAAGUCAGAGAGGGCUUCCCAGAAGAAGUAGCCGUUUGGUCUCCUCUUCCACCAGGAGGAGACGGGCAGGGGAGCAAGAGGGAGCAGCAUGGUAGCUGGGGGCCCCGAGGUGGUACGCACAGGGCUCCUUGGAGGAAUGGAAAAAGGGGGGCAGAGGCCCAAGAGGAAGUGGCCAGCUGGGCCAGAUGGGUCAGACCUUGUAGCCUUUUGUGAGGGUUUCAGAAUUUAGCCAGAGGGCAGUAGGAGAGCUUUCAGCAUUUUAAGCCUCGGAGAGAUAUGGGCAUAUUUGCAUUUUGAGAAAUCUCUCUAGGAGGAUGGCUGGGAUGGAUGGUUCGGAAGUCGGUGGGAGUAGAAGCAAGGAGGCCAGGUAGGAAGCUAAGACAAAUGUUUGAUGGUAUAAAAUAUAAAGUACCAUGAAUGUGCCGUUUGGCUGGGAUGCACCAAGCAUAAAUGUGGGGUAUGGGGUCAAAAGGUAGAACAUUAUAUUGGAUGGCUCCAUUUAUUGAAAUGCCUAGAUUAGCAGCUCUGUAGAGACACACCUGCCCGGGGGCUAGGGGUGAUGGGAGGUGGGUAGGAGGGGCUAAAUGGUAAGAGGGUUCUUUUGGAAUGAUGAAACAUUCUGAAAUUGAUUGUGGCAAUGGCCACACCACUUUGUGAAUGUAUUAAAAACCCCUUCAUUGUGCAAUUUAAAUAGGUGAAUUAUAUUUCAAUAAAACUGUUUAAAAAGAAAAGAAAAGGAAGGUUGAGGCUUGGUCCCAGAGGGCUCAAAUGCCAGGCUGAGGACGGGAAACACAUCUGUGGUAGUUACAGCAGCCUCUGGGGCAAUAGCUGGAUGGUGCAGCUGAGGCCCCUCUAAUGCCCCUUCUCCUGUCUAGGGUGGACUCCCUGCCAUCAGCCCCUGGUGCAGAGCAGCGUGGCACCCUGUCUCCCAGCCUGAGGUGCAGUGCUGCAUCUCUGGUCAGUUGGGAGUCUGAGAUGAAGCACUGUAGCUCGGGAAGGGAGAAGUUGUUCUGCGGCCGUUGCCUGGAAGCGGUAAGUGGUAGUGGUGCUUGCGGGCACCAGGAAGGACGGGAAUGUUUCCACUCUCCAUAUGGUCAGCUGAGGAAGUUGCUGGACUCAAGUCCUACCUGUGCCACUACCUGCUUCAUGAUUCUGGGCAAGGCCUGAAUCUUCUGUGCACCCCAGUUUGUCCAUCUGUAAAAUGAGGUGUUGGAGCAUUCAGUGGUGGCCAUUACCCAGCACCCUGACUCUGCUUUCGCUUUCUGAGCCCAUGACAGACACUGCUAAUC
Balaenoptera acutorostrata (minke whale) is the source of this 3439-nucleotide messenger RNA. RefSeq lists its product as uncharacterized. Lineage: Eukaryota; Metazoa; Chordata; Mammalia; Artiodactyla; Balaenopteridae. The record is from RefSeq and is a predicted model, not a curated record. Bases 1 to 798 code for a protein of 265 amino acids. The transcript has 5 exons.